Messenger RNA from Perognathus longimembris pacificus (Pacific pocket mouse), 1908 nucleotides. It is a transcript of the gene Zfyve19, whose product is annotated as zinc finger FYVE-type containing 19. Gene Ontology annotation, molecular function: metal ion binding; phosphatidylinositol-3-phosphate binding. The record is from RefSeq and is a predicted model, not a curated record. Lineage: Eukaryota; Metazoa; Chordata; Mammalia; Rodentia; Heteromyidae. The transcript has 11 exons. The coding region runs from base 311 to 1510 and encodes 399 amino acids. Gene Ontology annotation, biological process: mitotic cytokinesis checkpoint signaling; abscission. Gene Ontology annotation, cellular component: centrosome; midbody; cleavage furrow.
UGGUUCCGGUCCGGGCUAGAUUGGUACUACAACUCCCAGCGGUCCUAGCAUGUGAGGUGGGACUUCCGGCUCCGAGUCGGCCAAUCCGCGCUUAGCCCAUUGGGAAUUGACGGGUUCCGGGCCCAGUUUGAGUGAGUCUCCCGUCGCGCGCCGCUAGGAGGGGAACUACAACUCCCGGCAGCCCCCGGGGCCGCCCUGCCGCACUCCGCCCGCCGGGGCCGCCGCGGAGCCUUCCGAGUGAGGGUCCCACGGGCCGGCACCCCGCCUGCCGGAAGCGCCCCCUGCGCGUCCAGCCGCACCGGGAGCCGCCAUGGAGAGCAGGUGCUACGGCUGUGCCGUCAAGUUCACCCUCUUCAAGAAGGAGUACGGCUGUAAGAAUUGUGGCAGGGCCUUCUGUUCUGGCUGCCUGAGCUUCAGUGCCGUGGUGCCUCGAGCUGGCAACACCCAACAGAAAAUCUGCAAGCAGUGCCACGAGGUCCUGACCAGAGGGUCUUCUACGAAUGCUUCCAAGUGGUCACCCCCUCAGAACUAUAAGAAGCGUGUGGCGGCCUUGGAAAUCAAGCAGAAGUCGAAGACUUCCUGGAACCAAGGACUGACCCAAGAAGACCAAGUCAUUGCUGAGCGCCUAGCACGGCUCCACCGGGAGAACAAGCCCAGAGCAGUACCCUCCCAGGCAGAGAUAGAAGCACGGCUGGCCGCCCUGAAGAAUGAACUUCAGGGAUCCACCCCUUCCAUCCAGGAGAUAGAAACUCGACUUGCUGCACUGCAGGGCAGAGCUCCACCUUCUCAGCCCCCCAAGCCGACACACUGGACACCAGACACCAGGACCAUGGCUCAGCAGACGCAGGGUCUGUUAACAGAGCUGGCAGCCGAGGUGGCUAUCGAUGAAAGCUUGGAACAAGGACGCCCAGCUGCCUCCCUCCAGAAUGACCUCAACCAGGGUGGUGCUGGGAACGCGUGCACUGAUCCCCAGGGGCAGGCCGGCCAGUCCCUGGAGGAGGAGAAGAGCAGGCUGCUGGCCCAGGCUGCAGUGGAGCUGCACGAGGAGAACACCAGGCAGGAGCGCAUCCUGGCCCUCGCCAAGCGGCUGGCGGUGCUGCGGGGACAGGACCCCGACAGAGUGACCCUGCAGGACUAUCACCUCCCGGACAGUGACGACGACAAGGAGGAGGAGGCUGCCAUCCAGAGGGUCAUGCAGCAGCUCUCUGAAGAAGCUGCCCUGGACAAGGCAAGUGGCUACAACAUCCCUGAGGAGCGGGCUCCUCGCUCCCGACCCAAACCCUGCUUGGCAAAGCCUGAGGCCCAGGCCAGGACUCCCAGACCUGAGAGUGAGGAGGAGGAGGAGCUGCCCUGGUGCUGCAUCUGCAAUGAGGAUGCCACGCUGCGCUGUGCUGGCUGCGACGGAGACCUCUACUGUGCCCGCUGCUUCCGGGAGGGCCACGAUGCCUUUGAGCUUAAAGAGCACCAGACGUCAGCCUACCACCCGCCACGAACCAGGCAUGCGCACUGAGGAAACCCGGGCCCUCCGGGGAAGGCAGGGAUGCAGGCAGCCUGCAGGCAGGGCUCCUACCUCUGCCGCCAAUCUCAGCAUCCACGGACAGCAGGCCGGGCACCCCUGGUGGUGGACACACCACUGCCUGACAGGGUGCCCGGAGACGUCAGAGGGAACGAGAAACAGAGCCUUCUCCAAGAAGCCCAGAAUGAAAGUGAGACAUGAUGGCAAGACCAGAGGAGUCUUUCCGCAUGUGGCACUGGUGUUUGAACUCAGGACCUUAUGCUUGCUAAUCAGGUGCUCUAACUUGGGCCAUGUCCCCAGCCCAGACCAGAAAGAAUCUAACUAGAAGCCUGGAGGCCCAGGGCCCUACCCUGGCACGUAAUGGAGCUAAUAAAGUCUUGUGAUUCCUUGGG